Orcinus orca (killer whale) is the source of this 10815-nucleotide messenger RNA. RefSeq names its product WW domain binding protein 1 like (gene WBP1L). The transcript has 7 exons. Lineage: Eukaryota; Metazoa; Chordata; Mammalia; Artiodactyla; Delphinidae. The coding region runs from base 6690 to 7889 and encodes 399 amino acids. The record is from RefSeq and is a predicted model, not a curated record.
UGGGGCCUGGGGGGCGUCGAGGCCUGGCUGGAGGGGGCUGAAGGAAUGUUGUUGCCAAGAGUUGCGGGGUCCCGAGAGGGGCACCCAUGCCUGGAGUGGACAGGGUCUAAGGGGGCGUCGGUGUUUAGCUGAGGGACACCUGUGACGGUUUUGGUAUCACGGAGGUGGCAGAGGCAUGGUGCCAAGAGAGUGAGGGGCCUUUGAGACGGCAGUUAGGUCAGGUGGACUGGCAUGACUGUGACUGGAUAGUGGCGCAAGCGGGGUCAUGUGGGGUGCAUUCGUGUCCUCCAGUGGAGCAGGUCUCCAAAGCAGCGAUGCCGCGUGUAUGUCUGUGCGGGUAGGGGUACGUGGGUUAUUGAGCGGGCUUGAGAGGGAGGAGGGGCUGGCUGAGAGGAUAUCUAUUUCAAGCUGGACCUGGGAAAGUUGUAGGGGCCUCUUGGCCCCAUUUUUACUGGUGUUGGAGGCAGGACUCUUGGAAGGCAAGUGAGAUGAAGUAGACUGGGACCGCUCAGCAGCAGGGCACACUUGAGCUGUAACAAGCUCUUACUAUCAGGUUGGCUGGCCUGGGGAGCCGGUCACUGAUGCUGAUCUGGGCCAGCUGCGGGUUUUGAGCAAAGGGUCGUGCUGAUGCCAAUACGGGCAACAAAUGGAGCACCCCAGCUUUUCUUGCUAAGUGGCUUGUGCUGAUUUUAGCGCCGCUGGCAUUUCGAAACCCAAAUGGGAGCGUUACUCCUGGCGCCAGGUUGGGUGGGGUGCAGUAGGGGGGAAUCACCCCUCCUUCCCUUCCUUGCAUUUGGCAAGGCUUUACCAUUCUAUUUUCUUCAGUUUCUGUUCCCUUCAGUGUCUUUUCAGAAGGGCAUAUACAGACACACACAGAGCAAGAUGGCAGACUCUAUACAGCUUAGCACUUGAACUUUGUGUUGUGGUCAAGAGUAGAAGCAGAAUGCCAGCAAAAAGCCUUAUCUUUUUUCCUAGGAGUUUAUGAGCAUCAUGUUAUGCCCAUUAGUAUCCUCUAUUUAAAACAUUAAUUUUUCAGGUGAGAUGAACUUUAUAUAAACUGUUUAAAACCGUUUAACCAUUUUAAAGUGAACAAUUCAGUGGUGUUUAGUGCAUUCGCAAUAUUGAGCAACCACUGCCUCUGUCUAGUUCCAAAACAUUUUAUCACCUGGGGAGAAAACCCUGUACAAGCAGUUCCUCCCUGUUCCCCCUUCCCCCAGCCCUUGGCAACCACCAGUCUGCUUUACAUGUCUAUGGAUUUAUCUAUUGAGGAUAUUUCAUAUAAAUGGAAUCUUACAAUACCUUUUGUAUCUGGCUUUUUUUUUGUUUUUUAACCUUUUGUAUCUGGUGUCUCUCCCUUAGCAUAAUGUUCUCAAGGUUUAUCCAUGUUGUAGCAUGUAAUUCAUUCCUUUUUAUGGCUGAAUAAUACUCCGUUGUGUUCCAUAAUUUGUUUAUUCAUUUAUCUGUGGACGUAUCAUCUGCUUUUCCCAAAGAAUAUAUUUAUGUUUAUUGGAAAUAACAUGUGAAAGGAAUAGAGCUCAUUUUCUGUCCCAGUACAUUCCUUUUUCUAGGGCUGGGGCUCUUCUGUUUUAGGCUUUGUUGAGGUUCUUUGUUUUCUCAGUUAAAAUCAUGAAGUGGCAAGAGAAAUAAAUUUCCUUUAUUAGAAAAGUUACAAAGCUAAGAUACAGAUGUUGAGAGAAUAAAAUAUAGAACAAACUGUUGCUUUUCCUUUGCACCUGCGCCUUUCUGUAAGUAUCUUUAAAGGCUGUUUCCAAUAACCAGUAAUUAACAUUGCUAGGGGGUUGAUUUAGGAAUGGUGCAGGCUUUGGAGCCUUUUGAGGUGGGUGCCCUGGGCCUGUGGACUACAUCUCCCCAUUGGAGAGCAGCGGUGGGAACCAGAUCCAUUUCUUUAGCAGGAAGGAUGGAAAGUGGAGGUUCCUUCCCAGGUCAUGGAAGCCUGGGACGUGGAGAGAAGGUUUGGGUGGGGAUCUUCAGUGUCAUGCCCUAAUUGCAGCUUGUGGAUCACAGACCGUUUUGUUAUCAUUUCUCUGGCACUUCCGAUACUUACUUGGGGGACAGGGUGGCUUUUGUACUUUGGUCCAUUUGAAUGGAUGCUAGCGCUGGCCAGCAGCUAUUAUGUGGUUACAGUUCCUGCAGAGAAGGGAAAGUUUUUAAAAUGAGUAGGCUCUCUCCUUCUAACCCCCUUCCCCCUAACACUCCUAACCCCAUCUCAUAGCCUGUCUCUUUCUCUAGCCGAGUCUCAGUAUCUAUAGUGAGAAUUGUGUUUUGAAUUUUAACCUUUGGAAUGGAAGUUACUCUGUAAUUAUUAACUCUGAAUCCGCCACAAUUUAGUCAAUUUAGAUUUUGUUUUGUUUUUGUUGAUUUUUGGCUUGCAGAAAUCAGUGAAGGAAAAAAAAUUUAGAGACCAUUUUGGCUUAGGAUGUACUUCAGGUACUCACUGUCCGUAUUUCAACAAGUGGCUUCUAGCUAGCUCCGAAUUGAGGAGGACUCUCUGUACUCCGUCUGUAUUGAAAAUUGUAUGGGUACCUCACUGCAUUUUUUUCCCUUGAAAUGUCUCUAUCAAGUACAGUCUUUUUUUUUUUUUUUUUUUUUUUUUUGUGGUACACGGGCCUCUCACUGUUGUGGCCUCUCCCGUUGCAGAGCACAGGCUCUGGAUGCGCAGGCUCAGCGGCCAUGGCUCACGGACCCAUCCGCUCCACGGCAUGUGGGAUCUUCCCGGACCUGGGCACGAACCCGUGUCCCCUGCAUCGGCAGGCGGACUCUCAACCACUGCGCCACCAGGGAAGCCCAGUCUUUUUUUUUUUUAAUUAAAGUAUAGUUAAUUUACAAUGUGUUAAUUUCUGGUGUACAGCAAAGUGAUUCAGUUUUAUAUAUAUGUAUAUAUGUAUGUAUAUACAUAUAUUCUUUUUCAUAAUACAAUCUUUUUUUUACACAUGCAUUUAAUAUCAAAUAUAUGAUAUUAGGCAGCUUGCUUUCCCUGGUUCCAGCUCUGCACUAGAACAGUUUUCUUGCCAUCCUGACCCAAAUAAUUUCAUCAGUUUAACUCCAUUCUGUGAUUAGGAACUUAGACUUAAUUCUCCUAUGGGUCAUUGCAACUCAGAUGUGAUUCCUUGAAUCCAUAGAGAAUAAAAAAGCAAGAGAGUCUCCAAACAGUAAGGCCUUGGCAUUUGUCUCUUCCAGUUAAAUUAUGACGGGAUAUGCGGAGUUUCUUUCUUUCUCUUGUUGGUUAGAUUCAACAGAAAAAUCUGACUGUAGUAUUUAAAGUAAAGUUUUAGGAGAAAUGUCUUUUUCAAUAAAGUGAUCCAGCCGAUGGGCUGGGCACAGAUCUGUAGAGAUGCAGUCCUUGCCCUUCCUCUUCCAUGCUUAAAACUUUGAGUUGGAAGGGGGCCCUGGUUCAUGAUAUUUUUUCUUCCCCUCACACCCUCCAAUAGUAUACCCCUUCCGCCCCACCUUUACUCUCCUCCAUUGCCCCAGUUUUCAGUCCAGAAGCCCUGCUCCACUCUUCUUUCCUAAAUAUGGCAUUUCAGUGUGACCACCCUUAUUCCUUGUAGAAUAGUGGGAUAUGAGACUUUCAGAUUCUUACCCUCUUUCUUUCACUUUCUUAGUCUGUUUUAUACACCAAAGUGAGCAAUUGUCUAAAGUUAACACCAUGAGUUGCUGUAAAUCCUUUGAGUAGAAUCCAACAAACGUUUACCAAAAUGUUCAUUCUUUGCAGCAGGCUAUUAUUAUUCCUAGGCACUGGGAACCCUCAAACAAGUAGCAGAAUCCCUGUCCUCAAGGAGCUAAUAAUCCUGUGGGAAAGACAGAUAAUAUCCACUGAUAUGUAAUCUGGAGGGAUCAGCGCUGUAAUGGAAGUGCAAGCAAAGGAUGGUGGGAACAACGGCUAGGGCUGGGGGAAGGUGGGGAUUUAGGGAAGGUUUCAUAGAGGGAGAGGCAUUUGGACAGGGCUUUCAAGGUUGAUAAGGAUAGGUAGGAUGUCUGUGGACUAGGAAGGGGGAAAGUUUAUUCCGGCAUGAAAGAGUGAAAAUGGAGCUUUUAGAAGUGGCACAUAGUCUGUGGUGGAAGCUUUGCCUGUGGGUGUGCAGAGGACUGUGAGAAUAGCUUGAGACUUGAAAGGUGAGCUGCAAUUAGACGAUAAGGAGGGCUUUUAUCCAUUUGUCGAAAUUCUGCUGACAGUAGAACUUUCUGUGAUGUUGGAAAUCAUCUAUAUCUGUGCUGUCCAUUUUGUAGCCACGUAGCCACAUGUGGCUAUUGAGUCCUUGAAAUGUGGCUAGGAUAACUAAGGAACCGAAUUUUUAAUUAAUUAAUUAAUUAAUUUUUGGCUGCGUCAGGUCUUAUUGCAACAUGCAGGAUCGUUUGUUGCGGUGCUGGGCUCUUCCUUGCUGCACGUGGGCUUCUCUCUAGUUGUGGUGCAUGGGCUCAGUAGUAGCCCCUUGGCAUGUGGGAUCUUAGUUCCCCGACCAGGGAUUGAACCCACAUCCCCUGCAUUGGAAGGCGGAUUCUUAACCACUGGAUCACCAGGGAAGUCCUGGAACUGAAUUUUUAAUGGCAUUUAAUUUUUUGUAUCACCUUUAUUGAGUUAUAAUUCACAUGCCAAAAGAUUCAUCCUCUUAAAGUGUACAGAAAAUGUUUUUUUAGUGAGUCAGAGGGUUGUGUGACCAUCACCACUAUCUGAUUUUAGAACAUUUUCAUCACCCCACAAAGAAACCCCAUAGCCAUUAGCAGCCCUUCCCCAUUACACCCCCUCCUCCCCCAGCCCCUACAAUCACUAAUCUACUUUCUGUCUCUUUGGAUUUGCCCAUUCUGGACAUUCUGUAUAAAUGGAAUCAUACACCAUGUGGUCCUUUGUAACUGGCUUCUUUCACUUAGCAUAAUGUUUUCAAGAUUCUUCCAUGUUGAUGUAUUUGUGUAUCAUCACAUGUAUCAGUAUUUCAUUCCUUUUUAUGGCCGGUUAAUAUUCAGUUGCAUGAAUGUACCACAUUUUAUUUAUCCAUUCAUCAGUUGAUGGACAUUUGAGCUGUGUUCCCUUUUGGGCUAUUGUGAAUAAUGCUGCUAUGGACAUGUGUGUACAAGUUUUUGUGUACACAUAUAUGUUUUCAUUUCUCUUGGAUAUAUACCUAAUGGUGGAAUUGCUGGGUCAUAUGAUAACUCUAUGUGUAACCUUUUGAGGAACUGCCAGACUGUUUUCCAAAGUGGUAUGAUAUUCAGUUUUUAAUUUAAAGUAAAUAGCUACGUGUGACUACUGACUACCUGUUAGACAAUGUAGAUCUAACAGUUUUCCAGUGUGGAGGUGGAAUAUAGUCUAAUGUAGUGGUGAGGUCAUGGGCUCUGGGGGCAGAUUACCUGAGUUCCAAACUUGAUUCUUCCACUUACUAUCCUUGAGCAAGUUACUUUAACCUCUUUGUGCCUCAGUUUCCUCAUCUAUAAAAUGGGAAUAAUAAUAGCACAUAAUUUAGGGACUUGCCUGGUGGUGCAGUGGUUAAGAAUCCACCUGCCAAUGCAGGGGACAUGGGUUCGAGCCCUGGUCUGGGAAGAUCCCACAUGCCGCGGAGCAACUGAGCCUGUGCACCGCAACUACUGAGCCAGUGCUCUAGAGCCCACGAGCCACAACUACAGAGCCCACAUGCCACAAAUACUGAAGCCCGCACACCUAGAACCCAUGCUCCGCAGCAAGAGAAGCCACCGCCUAGAGAAGCCUGAUGCGCCACAACAAAGAGUAGCCCCCACUCGCUGCAACUAGAGAAAGCCUGAACGCAGCAAUGAAGACCCAACGCAGCCUAAAUAAAUAAGUAAAUAAAUAAAUAAAUAAAAGUAGCACGUACUUUAUAGGUUUGUUGGGACCUGAAAAGAUAUAUAUGUAAAGCUUUUGGAAUAUACUUUAUGGUUAUUAAAUAUAAUAAUACUUAUCACUGCUAUUCUUAUUGGUGAUCCUCAAGAGUGCAUUGUGGUUGGUAAGUUAGUGUCAACUCUCAAACUAGGUUCAGAAACUGAGAUUUGGGGAGUUUGGAAGUGACUUCCUUGAUGCUGUUCUAUAUCUGAGUUUAGGUUUGUCCCUGUGAUCCUUUACCUAUGUAGGUAACUCUUCAUGGUGAACCUAUGUAGAAUAGUGGUUCUCAAUUGGAGACAAUUUUGCCCCUGCCUGAGGACAUUUGUCAGUGUCUGGAAACAUUUUUGAUUGUCGUAACUCAGGAGCACUACUGGCAUCUGUUGUAUGAAGGCCAGGGGUGCUGCUAAAUGUCCUCAGGGUAGUCCCCCACAACAAAGAAUUGUCCUCCCCAAAAUGUCAGUAGCGCCAAGGUGGAGAAACCCUUGUGUGGUACUUGCUAUCCCCUUACCAGCUCCUGACCAGUAUCGUGGGAUUUGAGGUCAGCCUUCCUAUGAAAAGAUGUGUGUGAAAUAAGCUCUGAUGACAAAUUUCAGGUGGGACAGUUUAAAGCUUUAGUGUCCUGAAUCCUGAUGUCGCUCAGAUUUGCUGACAUGUGUUACCAGUCAGCUCAUCAUCGUCAGCCAACAUCAACUGUUUUGACAAAAGCACAUUUUUUUAGUCUGUGGUUCAGUAAGCAGAUCUUGGCUCUCCUCUCAUUUUCGGCCUCACGAAUGUUAGUUUGUUCUCACACACGCUCAGCCUGCAGAAACCGUUAGAUGUUCCCAGGUCGCCACGAGGGAAGCUGAUGGUCCUGGACUUUACCAGAGCUGUGUCUGGAGGAGAGCCCUCUCUUCCAGGUCCAGGAUGUCCCUCAUCUGUGGGUGCUGGGCACAAGCUGGCUACUCUGGGUGCUGUGGUUGCUGGACUGACGUUUGAGGGACCAUCAGGACCAGGUGGAGCAAUGACCAGAUCAGAGACACGCGCGGUGCAUGGAGAAAAUGCGGAUAAGGAAACCUGCGUGGGUACCAACAAUCAAAGCUACAUCUGUGACACAGGACACUGCUGUGGACAGUCUCAGUGCUGCAACUACUACUAUGAACUCUGGUGGUUCUGGCUCGUGUGGACCAUCAUCAUUAUCCUGAGUUGCUGCUGCGUGUGCCACCACCGCCGAGCCAAGCACCGCCUUCAGGCCCAACAGCGGCAACAUGAAAUCAACCUGAUCGCCUACCGGGAAGCCCACAAUUACUCAGCGCUGCCAUUUUAUUUCAGGUUUUUGCCAAACUAUUUACUACCUCCUUAUGAGGAAGUGGUGAACCGACCUCCAACUCCUCCCCCACCAUACAGUGCCUUCCAGCUCCAGCAGCAGCUGCCUGCACAGUGUGGCCCUACAGGCGGCAGCCCCCCGAGCGCCGACCCCACCAGGGGCUCCCAGGGGGCUCAGAGCAGCCCCUUGUCCGGGCCUAGCAGAAGCAGCACGCGACCCCCGAGCAUCGCUGACCCUGAGCCCUCCGACGUGCCAGCAGACCCAGCAGCCACCAAAGCCCCCGGGAUGGAGCCCAGCGGCUCUGUGGCCGGCCUGGGGGAGGUGGACCCUGGGGCCUUCCUGGACAAGGAUUCCGAAUGUAAGGAGGAGCUGCUGAAAGAGUACAGCUCCGAGCAGGGCGGCGCCCUCCCUGACAGCAAAGACAAGACGCCCGGCAGACGUCGCCGCUUCACAGGUGACUCGGGCAUCGAGGUGUGUGUGUGCAACCGGGGCCACCAUGAUGACGACCUCAAAGAGUUCAACGCGCUCAUCGACGAUGCUCUGGACGGGCCCCUGGACUUCUGCGACAGCUGCCACGUGCGGCCCCCUGGCGACGAGGAGGAAGGGCUCUGCCAGCCCUCCGAGGAGCAGGCCCGGGAGCCCGGGCACCCUCACCUGCCGCGGCUGCCUGCCUGCCUGCUGCUGAACACCAUCAACGAGCAGGACUCCCCAAACUCCCAGAGCAGCAGCUCCCCAAGCUAGAGCAGGCCCUGCCUGCGCCCGAGAACUUGGCGACGCAACCAGGGUAGGGGAGAACCAUGAGAGAAGCAUUAAGUGACUGUGUUCCUUUUUUUUUUCCCUCUGCUCCUGCGUUUUCCUGCAUCUCCAGGUACAGUUUGGGGUGUGGGUGCCUCGCCUCCCAUAGAUACAGUGUCACGGAGGGCUGAGAAGUUGUCCUGUGACUCAUUCCUCAUACCCCACCCCGUCCCCCUUUACCUCUUUUCAAGUCACGUGUCACUACCUGCUUGGGUCAGAGAGAUGUGCGUUUCAGAAGCCCCCGAGGAGGGGAUGAGACUGUGCCCUGAGGUGACUCUUGGUGAUGGAGUGGAUUCAUGUUCUGGUGUGAGUUGAUGAGAACCUUGCUGCGUCUCAGUCUGAGAGAGGUGGCAGGUCUCAGCCCUGGAUGAAGCCCCAGUGGUCGGGAUUGUCGCCCCUCGCUGCCAGUGUCUCCGGAGCCGGAAUUGGGCUCCUCCUGUGGGAAGAUGAGAGCUGACCGGCGGUUGCGUGGCGGGUUGGUAAAGGGCUUGUGCUCUCAAAUUCCAGGUGACGAGAUCGAGGUGGCACGAUGCAUCCUGGAGGGGCCCCUUCCCAGCAGGUCCUGGCUGGCCGCAGACUGGUUCUAGUGUGGAAGAUUAUACCUGCCUUCUCUUUGGUUUUUUUCUUUAAAAAAAAAAAACAACAGAAGUGAGCUGAAAAUAAGAACUUGACCAGUGGGCAGGCAAGAAUUCUGUUUUGGAAAAGGAAAAUUUGUGGCUUUUUCCCAACUUGGCCUUCAAAGAGUCCUGGCUGCAGUUGAGCCAGAAGGAGAUGUUUUGUGUGCAGGCUUGGGUGGGGGCUAUCUCUGGAACUUCUGCGGGUGAGCAGAAGGCCCUGCGCUGUGGCAGUGGAUAGAGGUGCAGCUUUCCGCAUCUCUGCCCUUUUGAUCUGUGCCCACAGGUGAUCAGUACCCUCCCCCAUCCCAAGUACACGUCUGCCGGCCUUCACGUCUCACUGUUCUCUAUGAACAAAUGAGGAGGCUGUGGGACCUGAGAAAGGGCGGUCCCGCAGCCUGACUCUCACACAGUAUUUUCUCUUGAUUCUGAGUAAGUUGUUUUGUUUAUUUGUUUGUUUUUUCAAACUGACCAUUUGGAAAAAAUGCCUUGGUUAUCUGUGGUUUUCGUGCCCUUUCCCUGCUCCACCCCGCCUUGAGUGGGGUAACUAAUUUUUGUAGCCUAUGUCAAGUGUCUAAGUGGCCCAGGUAGGAGGGCGAAGGCAGCCAUCCUGAAGGACCACAGGAUCCUUAUUAUUGUAGUUUGGCUUCAAAAACCAGUUGAGCUUUGAUAGGAAUAAUCUGAAUGGAGAAAGCAAACUGCUGAAACUAACAUUCCCCGUCCAGCCCUGUUCAUAUGAAGAGUUUGGUUCUUCCCCCACUCUUGAACAAUGACAUUCAGACUAGGCAUUGAUGUUAUGGUAAGAAAGGAAGGUAUAUAUAUGUAUAUAUAUGAAUACACACGUAUAUAUGUGUAUGUGUGUGUAUAUAUGUAUAUAUAUACACACACACACACGAAAUAGACAAACCCAAGGCUGUGAGGUGAACGAGUGUCUGAGUUUGGAGUCCACAAAACCAAAAUCCAUGUUGAACAAAGUGCAGUCCGUAUACAGUGACUUUUUGGAUAACCUGUGUGUGUCUGUCCGUCGUGUGUGAGCCCCCAGCCCUGUUUUCCUGUGAAUACACUUUGAACGGCAGCCACUCUGCUCACGUUACCCACACGUUUGGAGCAGGCGCAGCCCUCUCAAGGUAAUUUAUUUUACGCAUUUACUGUUUACUGAGCAAAUGUCUGACUGUGCACUUGGGUGUACUCAGCAGCGCUGUCGGCGGCAGUCCCCACGUUUGCCAGAGAUACUGUGCUCCAAGUAGAGGUUUUACUCUACCCAUCACUGCAAUUUGCACAUUGCUCCGUGGACACUCAGAGGCCUGUGUUCUGCUCCCUGUAAACGGAAACGUGCUCUGAGCCUGUCUGCCUCCCUCGGCUGCUCCUGGCCCUCGGCCUCAGCCCCCGGGGGUGUCCACAACCAAUCGGGACAGAAGGCCAGGGUGGAACCUCAGACAGAAGCUGGACUGGAUCUUCAGUGUCAAGCUCGGACUGGCUGUGGCCCAGACGUCAGCCCUGCCCAGAAUUGCCAGGAGGGUUUGGCGGCCACCACAGUGCCAUAGGGCUUACCUCCCUGUGCUGAGGUCCAGCACGUGGCCGAUGUGUGGCGAGAGUGGGCAGAAGUGUGCCACAGCCCUCAGAUGCCUUUCCUGCCACCUUUUGGUUUUUGUUUUUUGUUUUCGUCUCAAACAACUCACUGAAGUGUCUCAAAGGAGAUCAAGUUUUACCAAAAUGAACCCUGCUUGAGUUAACUGGUCGAAGGGAUGGAUUCUGGCCCUCUCAGGAUUCCUUCUCCAGUCAGAGUGGGGAACUGGUCCACGUGUUUACUGCUGGGUUCACUGCAGCAUCCAACCCAAAAGGCACGAGAAGAAGAAAACGCAACGGGUGGAGCUGGGCUUGAGUCCAGCGUCACAGUCUGGCCCCUGCUACACGAGGCUGCCCUGCGUGACGAAAGGCGGAAGUAGGGAGCUGAAGGACUCGGGAGGGGGCCGGGGAGAUGUGAGGGAGUCUGGUGUUCCAGGUGAACGAGAAGAAAGGGGUUGGUCGAGGGUUUGGUGCUACAGUCGGAAGAUUUGCAAAUGCUAACACAUUCCCCUGUGAGGCACAUCACCUUUUGUCAGUUAUUGUGAAUAUGUGUAUUUUAAGCAAUAAGAUUCAGCUGGUCAGACUUUUCUGGGCAGUCUCGGUGACGCAUUUCCUGUGCUGUGAUUGUUCUGAAGACGGAGUGGCUCUAACCACUGUGAGAAGCCCAAAUAAAAUCGAUCCCCGAAACUCGA